Molecule: messenger RNA, 1545 nt
Organism: Exophiala spinifera
Lineage: Eukaryota; Fungi; Ascomycota; Eurotiomycetes; Chaetothyriales; Herpotrichiellaceae
Exons: 4
Coding region: 1-1545 (514 amino acids)
Biological process (GO): transmembrane transport; carbohydrate transport
Cellular component (GO): membrane
Molecular function (GO): carbohydrate:proton symporter activity
Source: RefSeq, a predicted model, not a curated record
AUGAGGCCUUCACGGUAUGCUGUCGAGGAAUUCAAUGUUCCAACCCCUCCUGAGGUCUACAACUACCGAGUCUAUGUGCUCGCUGCCCUAUCUUCGUUCGGCGCCUUCAUUUUCGGUUAUGAUCUUGCUUUCAUCGGCACGACUCUGGCCCUUCCUUCGUUUCAAAAGAGCUUUCACUUGCCCAAGAACACCGAUGCCUUUUCGGCAAAUAUUGUCUCCCUUCUCCAAGCAGGGUGUUUCUUUGGCUCCCUCAUCGCGGGUUGGAUGGGUGACAAAAUCGGUCGAAAACUUGCUUUGAUGGUGGCUGGCGUUAUUUUUUGCGUGGGUUCUUUGAUGCAAACUGUUUCGCAUGGCAAUGUUGCUGUUAUGUUCGCUGGCCGUGCUGUCGGAGGACUGGGAGUUGGAUCAGCCAGUAUGCUAGUUCCACUGUACCUCGCCGAAGUCUCUCCACCAGCAAUUCGAGGCCGCUUAGUUGGGAUCUAUGAAAUCGGUGUCCAGGCUGGAACAUGUAUCGGAUUUUGGAUCAAUUACGGCGUGAAGCUGAACAUGCCUGAAUCCGAUGCUCAAUGGAUCACCCCCUUUGCGAUACAAUUGAUCCCUGGUGGGCUCCUCAUCUUGGGCAUGCUGUUCCUGCCAGACUCUCCUCGAUGGUACGCCCGCUUCCGUGGCCGAGAAGCCGCUGUCAACGUGCUUGCGAAGCUGCGAAAUCUGCCCGUGGAUCACCCAUACAUCCAAGAAGAAAUGUAUCGCGUUAUUGAUCAAAUUGAGCAUGAGCGCGAAGCAACCCCGGGAAAAGGCCUCGUUGCUGAAUUCAAGGAGCUUUCGAGAAAGGGCAACCGAAACCGAAUAGCCAUUGGUGUCACCCUCUUCAUCUUCAUGCAAAUGGCUGGUUCAAAUGCUAUCAACUUCUAUUCCCCACGCAUCUUCAAGUCCAUCGGGCUGAAGGGCUCGAAUACAGGCCUUUAUGCCACUGGAAUCUACGGCCUCGUCCGUUUCGUCGCAGUCUGCAUUGCCAUCUUCUUUGUGGUCGACCGCUUCGGAAGGACGAAGAUGUUGAUCUAUGGCUCAGCACUCAUGGCCGCUUGCAUGUGGUACAUCGGCGCCUAUGUCACCGUUAACGGUGAAACGACAACGAAACAUAUCUCGGCCGGGGGAUACGCCGCCUGCACCUUGAUAUAUGUCUAUGCCAUCGGCUUCUGCUUCUCAUGGGCUGGAGUUCCCUGGAUCUACUGCUCCGAGAUCUUCCCCCUACGCAUCCGAGGCAUCUGCGUAGCCAUCUGCACGGCCACCCACUGGCUCAUGAACUUUGUCAUCGCAAGGAGUGUCCCAUACAUGAUUUCAAACAUCGGCGGAGGCACCUACUUUGUCUUUGCUUCAUUCCUGACGGCGGCCGUGUUCUUUGUUUACUUCUUCGUCCCAGAGACCAAGGGGUUGAAUAUGGAAUCCAUGGAUCAGCUAUUCGGGGUUCCCGGCGCAGGCACACAUUCCUUCCCUCAUGUUGAUGAGGAAAAGGCUCAGGCUGAGACAGUGGAGACGGCCAAAUAA